Trypanosoma conorhini is the source of this 342-nucleotide messenger RNA. RefSeq lists its product as uncharacterized. The record is from RefSeq and is a predicted model, not a curated record. The transcript has a single exon. The coding region runs from base 1 to 342 and encodes 113 amino acids. NCBI's taxonomy places the organism in Eukaryota, Euglenozoa, Kinetoplastea, Trypanosomatida, Trypanosomatidae.
AUGGAUAAUUCACUGGGACCGGCCUCACUACUGGGAAGAAAGUGUGCUACUUCAAUGGACACUCCUUUGUGGGUGUUGGAGGGGCGGUGGUUGUCCUCGCCAAGGCCCGCUACGGCCCUGGCCUCAUCUCCGACGUUGGGAUUUGGGCAACGUGCAUCAGCAGCGAACGGGGUGGAGGGAGCAGCUGCGCGUCACUGCCUGCUGCUGCUUCUCAAACUGAAACAGGAGGGCAGUGGACAGACGUUGUGCCUAGCGGCGGCGAUGGGCGGCAGCGUGGCUCGCUUGUCUUCCGCUACGGCCCCAGGGCGGUUGUGGACAAUAAAAUACUGCUUCUGCUGGUGA